This is a messenger RNA of Huiozyma naganishii CBS 8797, 1068 nucleotides long. It is a transcript of the gene PER1, whose product is annotated as Per1p. Lineage: Eukaryota; Fungi; Ascomycota; Saccharomycetes; Saccharomycetales; Saccharomycetaceae. The transcript has a single exon. Gene Ontology annotation, molecular function: hydrolase activity, acting on ester bonds. Gene Ontology annotation, biological process: GPI anchor biosynthetic process. The record is from RefSeq and is a predicted model, not a curated record. Bases 1 to 1068 code for a protein of 355 amino acids. Gene Ontology annotation, cellular component: endoplasmic reticulum membrane.
AUGUUUGUUCACAUUGCGUUGAGCAUGUUGCUGGCCGUUUCGCCUACUGUGCGUGCGUCGCCAGGGGACAACCUGUUUGAGUUCGAGGACUGUUGCGAUGCGUGUGUCGUGCAGAGACGGUGUGACGGUGGUCAAUUGGGUGAAGACACGCCCAUGGUGAACGCGUACUCUGCAUACACUUUCAAGGAGUUGCCGGCGGUGUACUCUCGCUGGCUCGCGUGGGACUGUCACGCGGACUGCGACUACCAGUGCCAGCAGAUUAUCACGGGGGAGCGUGCCGAACAGAAGCUAGAACUGUACCAAUUUCAUGGGAAAUGGCCCUUUGUGAGGGCUUUCGGGAUGCAGGAGUUCUUUUCUACAGUGUUCAGUGUUGCGAACUUCGUCCCUCACUACUGGGGAUACAAGCGGAUAGCGGGGAAGCUGGCACGACAGGGCCAGACGACCCCAGCGAGGACGAACGCGCUGCAGAAUUACCUUGCGGUUGCGGUUGCCGGGAUGUGCGCGUGGAGUGCGAGCACUGUGUUCCACUUCCGGGACCUGCUCGUCACAGAGAAGCUGGACUACUUCUUCGCUGGACUCACGGUGCUCAGCGCAUUCCACGCAUUGUUCAUCCGGAUGACAGGGAUGUAUGCGCUGCCCAAGCUGCGCACCUGGUUUACGCGGUCCGUCGUGGCCAUCUUCGCUUUGCACUUGCUCCGCCUGUACAUCGACUGGUCGUACACGUACAACAUGCGCUUCAACGUCUUCUUCGGGUGCCUACAGUACUUGUUAAUUCUGCAACUGUCGUACCAGAACUAUAAGCUACUGCGGUCCCGCCGCAGUGGGCGCGGUCACAGCCCUCAGGGCGCGCUGCUAUGGCACCUGUGCGUGGUACCUGUGUUGCUCGUCGUCUCAACCUCGAUGGCGAUGUCCCUUGAGCUGUUCGACUUCUUCAGCUACAGGUUCCAAAUUGACGCACAUGCGCUGUGGCACCUGGCAACAGUCGUGCCCUCAUACUACCUGUACGAGUUCCUUCUACGGGACUACGACUACAUCGUGGAACCCAAGACGCAGCGCACCCUUCUUUGA